AUGUGCAUUCCUUGUUUGGAUGUGGAAGCUUCAGAGGAUGGAGCCGCUUACACGGCGCGAAUAGGCAUCUUGAAACGCAAGAAGUUUCCAUGGCUCGAAAAGCUCAGAAUGCCUGCCACUGGACUUCCAGCCUCCCAUGCACCUGCGCAGGCGGGGCUUGGCCUGGCGGGGCCUCCAGCAGGGCGGGUCUCCCACUGCGCGGCAUUCCAUGGCACUUCCCCUGAUGCCACAGAGGAUGGCAAGCAGCAGCAGCAUUCGGAUGACAUUGGUUCAACUGCUCUGGCAUUCGGUGGGCUGUCGUUUGACGAGUGCAGCAUCGUCUUCCUCUCACCCAAUGCCACCUGCUGCCACCCAGCAGCUCCAGCGGACCCCUCAUCUGCAGUCAGCCCCACCCCUGCUUCCCAAGCCGCCACCUUCUCCGCUUCUUCCACUGCCUCUGAUUUUCCGUUCCCAUGUGAUGCCUCCUUCCCCAUUGCUGCUACCUCCAAUGCCACUGUUCUGAGCCUCCCAGUGAAGCGAUCAAGAGAGGAUUGCCCUGGGCUUGGGGCAGACCAAGCGGGGCUGGGUGGAGGUGGAGGUGAGAGCGGGGUGGUGCGCAGAAGGAAUUGGCAGGCUCAGUCUGUGGCAGAGCAGUUCCAGCAGCAGGGGGCGAGCAGCCGCGUGCAGGACGAGGAGGGAGCCCUUGUGGAUGCUCUGCUUCUGGAGGAGCAUCAGCAGAUGCACGGAGGAGGAGGGAGGAGGCGAGCGCAAUCAGCCCUGUGGCCACGUAUGGAGUGGGAGAGCGCCCUUCCAGAUGAUGUGCUGCUGGGGGUCAGCAGCCUCGAUGCUGGCUUCACCGCACCGCAUGCACCAAUGCCAGUGCCGCUGCCCACCGCUGCGCUGGCUGGUUCCGUCCCUGGGCGGAUGGGCAGCAGCACUGGAGGGACGCUCGUUGUGAGUAGUUGCACCCAACCAGAGUUGGACACGUGCAGCGUGGCGCAUGAUAAUGUUGCUCUUUUUUUCGACACGCCCCUGGAUCCCCAGUUGCUGCCUGGACACGCCCCUACUGUCCCCCAGUUACCUCGGUGGCAGCCCUGCCAUGUGCCCUCGGCGGGUGGGCCCCAGGAACGGGUGCUGCCAGGCACAGCUGGUGGUGGGGUAGCGCUGGAAGAGUGGGCGUUGGAGCAGCGAAACAGCAGGGAGGGAGGUACUCAAGUGCACCGGGGUCAUGGGCACCUACAACCGCUGCCACAACCCCUGCCACAGCCACAACCACUGUCAUAG
Messenger RNA from Closterium sp. NIES-65, 1263 nucleotides. The record is from the annotation of a GenBank genome assembly. Lineage: Eukaryota; Viridiplantae; Streptophyta; Zygnematophyceae; Desmidiales; Closteriaceae.